UUUUAUCUUAGCUCCAAGUAUUUGCAAGCAUGAAAGCUAAAGCUACAGAGCAAACAUCCAAUUAAAUGUCUUGAUACAAGCCAAAAAAAGUAGAAAAACAAAAAGACGACCAAUCUUCGCAUGCGCAAAACGUACAUGAUAAGUUUAAUAAACCUAUUACUUAUUCUACUCGUCCUCAACGAUACCACCGCCUGUUUAACCAUCGACACCCUUUUCCGGCCAUUUCACAUGUUUAAUAUCCGUGGUGAUGCGGCAUGCUUUCAAUCCUCGCUCUAUCUUCUACCGACCAACCGCUGCUGCGAUAACAAGGCGCACCUUUUCGUCGAAACACCUCGAUGAGACAAACCUGAAGGCGAUAGGCCCUACAGCGGAAAAGCUCGCUGGCACGGGAGUAUGGAGAGACGCUACCAAGGGUUCGCAGAAGGACAACGGCAAGGAAACUAAAGCUAAGGUGAAAGGCGACAAGACCAGAGUCAAUGUCGUCAGCGACGAGCUAUGUGACGAUGUUAUCUCAUAUAUUGGGAAAACGCUCAGGCGACAUAGAGGGUGCGACCUCAUUGAUAUUUAUCCUGGUGCCGGGGUUUGGAGCCAGAAACUACACGAAUUUCUUGACCCGCGCACACACAUCUUGAUGGAACCCGAUGAAGAACUGUACAGGCCCUUUCUCAAACCCCUCCUUGACCGACCCAACACUAAGCUCAUUCCCGCGUCUGGGCUCGUCUGGCGGGAGCUUAACUCUGUCCUAACCCCUGAACACCUACCUCACCAGCCCGCACCCGAUGCGGCUAACCUAAAUCAGCGCAACGACACUCUCCUAGUCACCGCAAACAUUGCUUUCCACCCUCGUAAGGGCUUCCGCGCGUUCACGUCUAUCGCGCAUCUAAUUCUCUACCAGUUGAUCGAUUCUAUCAGGAAUAGCGGCUUAUUUCAGCGUUAUGGGCUUGUCCGCAUGUUGAUAUGGGCUCGUUGCGACGACAUACACGGGCUGAUCCCCAAAGUUAUGCAGAAGCGGAAGAAGCUGGCCGUGGAAACCGAGCUGUACUGCGAAUGGGUGCGCGAGGUGUGUGGCCGUGAUGUUCCAGAAAGCGUUUGGUUUCUUCGCGACAGCCUUAUCGACGAGAGUAGCAACCUUACCACUUGGAGGAACAUGCAAGCCAAGAAGUAUAUGAUGCCCGCCAACAGGGCUUCCGCAGGCCUAUUGGAGGCCCGCAGGAACGCGAAGUCAAAGAAAAUGCUUAUACCGGGAGCAAAGCCCCCUGAGUUCAAGAGACCUUUCCUCGACGUGUUGGACAAUCUUGAGAGAACCCACGCCACAGAAUUGUUUGAUAAAAACUCGACUCAGUAUAAGAAUAUGCAGACCUAUCGGUGGAGGGCCAACUGGGAAGCAAAAAAGUAUCAGACAAUGUUCGAAAUGAUGAAGGAGUUCGAUGCUAUCCAUAAGCUCUACAAGUCGGGCAAGGCGUCACCCGAAGAAAUUGAAGCUCGCGAGAAAGCAUGGCAAUCCCACGUGGAUACCCAUGCUAAGGGGCUUAUUCAAGAAUUUGGCACUUACAAGGACAACCUCCACUUCUACCGACAAAAGCCACCCGUACUCCAUUGGGAUCGCAGAGAAUACGAGCCGCUGGCGUUAGAGCCUGGGGAAUUCUUUCCAAACAUCGAAUGUAGUCUGCUGGAUAUCCAGCCAAAGAGCGUUCAUCCGCUGCUCCGCCAGCUAGGCCCGAAUUCGAGUAGGGCGGGUGAUAUUUUCGAAGUACUUUUAAACACGUUGGUGGGCCACGGUACCAUUCCUAUCAGUCAGGCUUUGGAUGCCCUGAUGCCAGGGGCCGCCGAUUACAUCAUACCCCGCUGGACGAGCGCCAGAGAUUUGAACCACGGUGGGGUUAUGUGCAAGGCCAAAACUGCAGAGCUGACGCCGAGGUUACUGAAUGCGCGGCAGUGGGAGCAGCUUUUGGAGCUCUGGAUGGAGUGGCCUUUCCGCCCCGAGUUCCACGAACUUGUUGCUCGCACUCACGACGAGUUAGGAGACGAGGCGAAUAUUUUUGCAUCCGAAUAAGUCGGACAAGAGGUGGUGUAUUUCGAUGUAGGCAUGUUACGAUAGGUGGCGGAAUUGACGAGGCCGGAUACCGUAGGACUGGAUCAAAAGUUCCGAUUUGCUAGAUAGAUGUACAUCAGGUCCCUCAGCCACGGCGGUAAUCUGUAUCUUUAGCGAGACUAUGGUGUUAUGGCCAAAUGACAUGGUAAUCGCAUCGUGAGACCCGGGCUUGGUGGAAUAACACGUUUUCCUAAAUUUUACAUAGUAUAUCCAGGGUGAUCAGAACUUUAUCUUGAUGAUUGCCAUGAACCUGUUAAAUCUGGCUUCUGGAACGUUGAUACUAUUAACUACCUAAUUUAUUAGGUAUAUAGAAGAUGGGAUUGGGUUGCAUCCGAAAUUGAGGUUAACCUGAAGCUACCUACCUGUAGUAUCUGAUGUCUUGCCCAUUCCUUAAAGCUACUCUUACAUCAUCUGUGGGAAAUUUCAAGACGAAAGGAGAUUCGAGCUCCGCAAGAA
Molecule: messenger RNA, 2548 nt
Organism: Daldinia caldariorum
Lineage: Eukaryota; Fungi; Ascomycota; Sordariomycetes; Xylariales; Hypoxylaceae
Product: S-adenosyl-L-methionine-dependent methyltransferase
Exons: 2
Coding region: 248-2053 (601 amino acids)
Biological process (GO): transcription initiation at mitochondrial promoter
Cellular component (GO): mitochondrial DNA-directed RNA polymerase complex; mitochondrial matrix
Molecular function (GO): mitochondrial transcription factor activity
Source: RefSeq, a predicted model, not a curated record